Ruditapes philippinarum (Manila clam) is the source of this 1731-nucleotide messenger RNA. RefSeq lists its product as uncharacterized. The transcript has a single exon. Bases 1 to 1731 code for a protein of 576 amino acids. Gene Ontology annotation, biological process: positive regulation of DNA-templated transcription. NCBI's taxonomy places the organism in Eukaryota, Metazoa, Mollusca, Bivalvia, Venerida, Veneridae. Gene Ontology annotation, cellular component: nucleoplasm; chromatin. The record is from RefSeq and is a predicted model, not a curated record. Gene Ontology annotation, molecular function: zinc ion binding; ubiquitin-protein transferase activity.
AUGGCUGAAAACAAUGCGGGUAAUGGUGAAGUUUCGGGGCGAGUAAUGGAAAUUUUGUGUCAACCAUGUUUGAAUAACAUUUUACAAAGAACAGCGGACAAGUUUUGUCCAACUUGUAACGAAUUUCAGUGCUUGGAUUGUUCCAACGUUCACUACACUCACGCCUUCUUAAAAAGUCACAAGUUAGUGAAUGCGAAUGAGGUGAAAACGAAACAAGGUUCGUUUGAUAUGAAAGGAUUAGAUCAAUGUGAUCAACAUCAGGAAGUUCUAAAAUUCUUCUGUGAAGAUGAGAAUCAGCUCUGCUGCAGUACCUGUGCCAUUCUUAAUCAUCGUAAAUGUCACAGAAUUGUGGAAAUUCUGAAGGUCGCCAGAAGGUCAACAAAAACAAAGUCAACUUUAAAGGUUACAGUGGAGGAAGUGAGACAGAAGGCUUACAAAAUCGUAGACAUCAUUGUCUCAUCAAAAGAGAAACUAGAUGAAGAUGCUAAAGAAAUACCAGUAAAAAUACGGCAAAUGCGGGAUAAAGUAAUGAAAAUGUUUAACGACUUGGAAGUUUCCAUUGUUAAGGACGUUCAAUCGUUUCGGGAAGAGACAUUAGAAAAGAUGUCAAUAAAGCAGUCUCAGAACGAAAAAUAUCUAGGUGAUAUAACAGCAUAUCUGGAAACGAUUGACGACGUGUAUCAGAACGGAUCUCUAGUACAACAGUUCAUAGUAGAGCAAAAGAUGAAGAAUGACGUCAAUGUUCUUCACACAAAUGUCGAUGCACAGUGUCAUGAUUUAGAGACCGUGACUAUAAGCUUUGAUUUUGAUGAAACAUUAAAACUUCCUCCUCUGUCAGUAACUGAUUAUAUACCAGGACAGCUGACUCUAAAAUUCUGUCUAUCAGAGGUAGCCAGUACUAUAGUUCCUGUUAACAAAGCAAUGAUACUUACACCAAUAAAGUCCAUUGAUUUGAAGAAGAAAGAGGAUGAUGUAGAAGAGCCAUUUUAUGGAGGGAUUGAGUUUUUACCUGAUGGUAGACUUGUUGCUGUUGAUAAUAACAACAAGAAAUUCUUAGUUUACAAUGAGAAGCUUGAGAAAGUAGGAUCAUAUCAGUUAUCUUACCGGCCACAAUCCGUUGUUGCUGUAUGUGAUGAGGAAGUAGCGGUCACAAGUGUCAUUCCUUUAAAGUUAAACAUUCUCCAUGUUAACAAAUCUAAUGACAUAAAAUUAGAUAGAACAAUUAAAGUGACAACAAAAUAUGUCUCAAUAUGUCAAAAAGAUGAUAAACAUUUUGUCGGCGGGACAAUUGAUCAUUCAACACCUGUUCGUAUUAUAUCAUCUACAGGAGAAGAGAAAGAUUUCAAUAUUAACUUUCCGAAUAAGUCAUAUCCUGUAGACACAAGCGCUUGUACUUAUAUAAGGAGCAGUGAUAAAGUGGUGCUGACCGAUAGAUACGAGCAUAUUGUCUACAUAUAUGACGUCAAGACAAACACGAGAGUCGUGGUGAAGGAUGAUCAGAUAAAUGAGCCGCGUGGUGUAGCAGUUGGUCCCUCUGAUACUAUCCUGGUUUGUAGUAAAGGAACAAAGUCCAUUGUACAGAUAUCACAAACUGGACAGAUCUUAUCAUCGUACAACGUAGAUAUGGACUAUCCAAGAACAAUUUGUGUCUCACGUGAUAAAUCAUUUCUUGCAAUAACAAACUCAUGUACUGGUGAGAUAAAACUACAGAAGUUUAAAAUAUCAUUUUGA